AAGAAUAAAGAGAUGGAGAAGACAAAACAACAACUAGAGGAGAAGAAUAAACUCAUCCAGGAGAGAGAGACAGAUCUAGAGAACAUGACUAAACAAGACAAGGAGAGAGAGGGACUACUGGAGAACAUGACCAGUGAGGUGGAGACCAGUAAAAGACAACUGGAGUCACUGGAAAAGGAACUGCAGGACAGGAACAGCCAACUACAGGACCUGAUAACCAAACUACAAGAACAAGGCAGGGAGCUGGAGGAGAGACACAGACAGCUGGAGGAGAGAGACAGACAGCUGGAGGAGAGAGACAGACAGGAGGAGAGCCUCCCCAAUCCAGAUCCUCCUCACAGGAGAAGACACAGUAUGGAGUGGGAUCCUCCAAACAAUCCAGAUCUUCCUCACAGGAGAAGAAGAAGUAAGGAUGACCCUCCCUGCAUGGGAGGAGAGAGUCCUGGUCCAGCGCCCCCAGUGUCUCCUGCUGUGUCUGAGCUGAGGCUGGUGCUGCUGGGGGGGACCACAGCUGGGAAGAGGGCAGCAGGAAACACCAUCCUGGACUGGUUCUGCAGUGGACUCUCCGAGAAGGACCUGAGACAGGACGUGGGGCUUUGUGUCCGUCUGUCUGCCCCAGGACCUCACGCCUUCCUCCUGGUGAUUCCAGUGGAGCCGUCUGAAGGAGAGGAGAGGAGGAUGCUGGAGAAAAUGGAGGAUAUGUUUGGGGAGGGCUGUUGGGGACACACACUGAUCAUCUUCACCCAUGCUGAGGGGCUGAGAGAGAGGAGUGUGGAGGAGUUGCUCCAGACAGGGAGCCAGGAGCUUCAGCAGCUGGUAGAGAAAUGUGGGAACAGGUGUCAACUUAUCAACGUUAAGGACAGGCCUGACGACACUAAGAUCACACACCUGCUAGAGAAGAUAGAAGAGAUGGUGUCUGGAAACAGAGAGAGAUUCUACAGCAGUGAGACCUACCAGGAGGCAGAGAAACAGGUCAGGGAGAUAGAGAGAAUAAUACAGAAAGAACGAGAGGUGGAGAGGAAACUGAUGGAGGAGAGAGAGAGAAGAGAGGAACUUGAUAAACAUGUGUCUCUGAAGAUGAUGGAGGGAGAGAUUCAGCAGCAUGAAGGAGAAAUUAGAAUAUUGAAUGAAAGAACAACAGAAUUGGAGAGAAAGAUGAAAGAAGAGAGGGAUGAGGAGAAGAGGAGAGAA
This is a messenger RNA of Clupea harengus (Atlantic herring), 1191 nucleotides long. RefSeq names its product GTPase IMAP family member 8-like. Gene Ontology annotation, molecular function: GTP binding. The record is from RefSeq and is a predicted model, not a curated record. Lineage: Eukaryota; Metazoa; Chordata; Actinopteri; Clupeiformes; Clupeidae. The annotation marks the transcript as partial. The transcript is spliced from 6 exons.